CAUAAAGGACGUUACCCUUGUUGAAGUUUAACUGAAGAGGUAAGUUUUUUGAGUCAUUCCCUCCUACAGCCUAUAGCAUCCCCCAAGGAGGAAGACAGAGAACAAGGACCUGCAGUCCUAGAGGAAUGAAGAUUUACCGGUCAGAGCUAUGACUGGGAAGAAAAAGCAGGCGAGAUAAAUUGCAUUGGAGACACAACAACUCGUAUUCAUUCGCUUAAGUUAUCAUUCUUCUCUAUGGAGCAAGAAGGAGCUGCGGCUCGUGAGGAUGCAGGCUCCCAGCUGAUGUACAGAAUAGAGCGUCCAGUAUACGAUGAAGCCUUCAUCAGGAAGCAACUUCUCCACCGCAAAAAACAGUCCACCUCCUUCCGACAGAGGCUGGCAGAGAAGUUCCAAUGUUCAUCAGAAAGGGCCAAGGCCAUAGCUCUGAGUUUCCUGCCUAUUUUAACAUGGCUACCAUCCUAUCCAGUCAAGCAGUAUCUCUUUUCCGAUGUGGUCUCAGGGCUCAGCACAGGAGUUGUGCAGCUCCCACAAGGGUUAGCCUAUGCUAUGCUAGCUGCUGUGCCUCCAGUCUAUGGACUGUACUCCUCCUUUUACCCUGUCGUGCUGUAUACCAUCUUUGGUACAUCUAGGCACAUAUCUGUAGGAACCUUUGCAGUCAUAAGUCUGAUGAUUGGGAGCGUUGCCGUAAGGGAAGCUCCAGAUUCCAUGUUUAUCCUACCCGCCAAUGGCUCCAACCAUUCUGAAAGCCUGGAUGAGGAGGCUCGUGAUGCUAGGAGGGUCCAAGUGGCCGUGGUGCUCACCACCAUGGCGGGAUUUAUUCAGAUUGUUCUUGGACUUCUUAGGUUUGGCUUUGUGGCAAUCUAUCUCACAGAGCCUCUGGUGCGAGGCUUCACUACUGCAGCAUCCAUGCAUGUUGUCAUCUCCCAACUCAAAUAUUUACUGGGGGUGAAAACUCAGCGUUUCUCUGGACCCCUGUCUGCGAUUAAUAGCGUCAAAGCGGUACUCUGUGAAAUCACAAAAACAAAUAUUACCACUUUUCUCCUGGGCUUUGCGUGCCUCAUAUUCUUGUACCUAAUCAAAAUCGUUAAUGAACGCUACAAGAAGAAGCUUCCAGUUCCCAUUCCUGGAGAGAUUAUUGUGGUUAUUGUGUCAACCGGGCUCUCUUACGGUUUAUCCUUAUCAGAUAACCACAAGGUGGAUAUAGUUGGGAAAAUACCAAAAGGGCUCCGCGCCCCUGCUGUCCCAGAAUUCUCUCUGUUACCCAAUUUGAUCACAGACUCAUUUGCUGUAGCUGUUGUAGGAUUCUCAAUGGGCAUCUCACUUGCCAAGACCUUUGCCCUGAAGCACAGCUACAGCGUGGAAGGUAACCAGGAGCUGAUCGCUCUCGGUCUGUGCAACUUCAUCAGCUCUUUCUUUCACACCUUUGCCAUCACUUGCUCUAUGUCAAGGAGUUUGGUGCAGGAGAGCACAGGAGGAAAAACGCAGAUUGCAGGGCUCCUGGGAUCUCUCGUGGUGCUGCUCGUGGUGGUUGCCAUCGGUUUCGUCUUCCAGCCGCUACCUCAGACCGCCCUGGCAGCCAUCAUCAUGGUCAAUUUGAUCGGGAUGUUCAAGCAGUUCAAGGAUAUUCCCGGUCUGUGGAGGACCAGCAAAAUCGAACUGGCCAUCUGGUUGGUUUCCUUUGUAGCAUCGGUGCUGUUGGGUCUGGAUUACGGCCUCCUGGUAGCCAUCAUGUUCGCCUUAUUAACAGUCAUCUACAGGACACAAAGCCCCAAAAGCUCCCUCCUGGGCUACGUUCCCAACACAGGGUUGUACUAUGAUGUGGAUGAAUAUGAAGAGGCAUCAGAGUACGAGGGGAUUAAGAUUUUCCACUCCAACUCCUCAAUCUACUUUGCCAACAGUGACCUUUAUGUGAACACGCUCAUAGAGAAGACAGGAGUAAACCCCGAACAGUUAAAAGCAGCUCGGAAAGCCCAGAAAAAAAGGCGGAAGGCAAACAGCAACCACAGCUCUCCUCUAAAGAUAUGUGCCAAGUACCAGGACGAGACUGUGACCCAUGAGAUUUUGCCUCUGAGCUAUGAGACACUGGAGCGGAGGAACGGCCAGUUAGAGAAUGAUUCACUGCAUUUAUCUUCAGAGGAGGCCGUCUUCCUCAAGCCCUUCGGGUCCAUCCACUCCAUCAUCCUGGACUGGACUAAUGCCAGCUUCAUCGACUCCGUAGGAGCCAAAGCCAUCAAACAGAUAAUUAAGGACUAUGCUGCAGUGGAUGUUAGGGUGGUCAUAGCCGGCUGCAACAGAAACUUGUUGGAUGAGCUGGACAUGUUACGGUUCUUCACCGGGCACAUGACUACAGAUGUGGUGUUCCCCACUGUCCAUGAUGCAGUACUACACUGUAACUCAAAUUCCAGCCCACCUACUGAUCUGGAUGAAACAACCUGACCGAGGGGGGCUCCUGUAAACGAAGACAAUCACAGGAGAGACGUCCAGACCCAGACAGCAGAUCUGCGGGAUGCCCCCAGCUGACCAAAGGUCUCUGACAUCCAGCAUCACAGCAGAGGAACUGAAGAGCAUUUUUAUUU
This is a messenger RNA of Melanotaenia boesemani (Boeseman's rainbowfish), 2576 nucleotides long. RefSeq names its product solute carrier family 26 member 5 (gene slc26a5). NCBI's taxonomy places the organism in Eukaryota, Metazoa, Chordata, Actinopteri, Atheriniformes, Melanotaeniidae. Gene Ontology annotation, biological process: transmembrane transport. Gene Ontology annotation, molecular function: chloride transmembrane transporter activity; secondary active sulfate transmembrane transporter activity; oxalate transmembrane transporter activity. The record is from RefSeq and is a predicted model, not a curated record. The transcript is spliced from 18 exons. The coding region runs from base 235 to 2436 and encodes 733 amino acids. Gene Ontology annotation, cellular component: membrane.